Messenger RNA from Aspergillus novofumigatus IBT 16806, 820 nucleotides. RefSeq lists its product as uncharacterized. The transcript has 4 exons. The record is from RefSeq and is a predicted model, not a curated record. Lineage: Eukaryota; Fungi; Ascomycota; Eurotiomycetes; Eurotiales; Aspergillaceae. The coding region runs from base 1 to 714 and encodes 237 amino acids.
AUGCAGCUUCAACCCCACAACAACCAAGGAAAUCCGGCCGCCAUCGGUGCAGCUCGCGAAACGUUCGCACUUUACAACGAAGCAAGACGUACCGACAACGGCAAAUUCUUUGUGCACACAGGCCACAGCAAAUUCUGGGAAAUCAAUCGGAACCAGCGCCAAGUGUACUCGACGGGUGUCUGCACCGGAUGUACCGUGGUGGUCGUCGCGUCUGGAAGAGGCAUUUACUUGCAUCAUUUCAAACAGGAGGUGGGCCAGUCAAGGCCCUUUGAAAACCCUCAAUCAGAGGAGUUUCUCAACUACGUUUCUUCGCCAUUUGAAAACGAAGUACGCGAAAAUAGGCGGGCGUUUGACGGGGAUGUCCUGAGACAGAACUUUUUAAGUCGGUUCGGCGACGGCACAGUGACGAUACAACCAUAUUCGAUUAGAUGGGUCGAUGGUGAUCCACAUGAUAACACCCCGUUUGGGAAGGUCGUCGUCCUGUGGUUGCCUCCUCCUUCCAACGGCGGCGAUCAUCGGUUGAUUGUGCGUGUGGAGGAAAAUGUGGUUCUCGAUGCACAUUACAAUGCCGAUGGAAUCAGAAUCCAAUACGCUUCAAGCCCCAUCGGUCGUCUUAGGGAGUGGUACAAAUACUGGGACCCUUCAGCAGUCCAAGGGCCUCAGCUGGUGGGAUAUUUUGAUAAGGCCACCCGCUCUAUCAUUAUCCGAUCAUAAAGGCCCCUUUGGUACUACGCCAAGUUAAGAUAGUGGGACCGCAAUGGUAACUUGAGCAGAUCAGUAACCAGGUGAUCUCCGGGCUUUGAAUGGUUGCCAGCUGCUC